Molecule: messenger RNA, 1710 nt
Organism: Rotaria socialis
Lineage: Eukaryota; Metazoa; Rotifera; Eurotatoria; Philodinida; Philodinidae
Source: the annotation of a GenBank genome assembly
AUGAAUGAACUGUUAACCGACACUAAGAGAUUUCGCAGCUAUAGCCAUGGACAAAUCACCCAUAAUGCCAAUCAUCGACGCAAUAAUUCAACACAUUCUAUUGAUAUCUUUAGCUUAAUUGUUCCAACCAAUACUAAUUCAACAUUAUCACAUUUAACAUGUUCUAUAUGUUCAUUACCAAUGAUGAAACCGACUAUAUUACCAUGUCAACAUUCAUUUUGUUUUAAAUGUAUACAAAAGAAUCAACAAACUCGAUCGAGUUCAGUACCAAUUCAUUCAAACCAUUGUUUAUUAUCAAGUAUUAAUCAAACAAUAGUAAUAAAAUGUCAAAAAUGUUCACAGAUACAUAAUAUAAAGUCUUUAUCAGAUUUAGAAGAAAAUCAAUCAAUUAAAUUAUUAAUAAAUACACUUUCAUGUGAACAGUGUCAUCAAUUAUAUUCAUCAGAUCAACUAGAUACAUGUUCACAUUGUUUUGGUGUAAUUUGCUCGAAAUGUUAUCAAGAACAUGUUCAAAAUCAUCAAAAUAACUCAGCAGAAAAUAGAAAUCUUUAUCGAAUUGUAUCCACAGAUGAAACAAUGAAUAUCAAUAUGAUUACAAAUUCAGCCGAAAAAAAUAAAAAUAGUCAAAUAUUGAAACCACGAACAUUGAAUACUGAAGAAAAAUCUGUAAUGAACUCAACUAGACCAAUAAUAGUAAUAGAAAAUAGCCAAAUUGAAAACUCAGAUCCAUCACAAAUCAAUAGCAAUAAGAAGAAAAAAUCGAAUAAUCCUUUUCGUAGAUUAAUGAGUCCCUCUCGUCAUCGUCGAUGGCCUAACGUGACUGAUAAAGAUUCAAUUACGAAAAAUUCUACAUCGCCUGCUAACAAAAAAACAACUUCAACAAAAAGUUUUUCUAAAAACAAAAAAUUGACUGUUGAUACAAAUAUUGAAUCAACAGCACCAAUAGAAACUACUCAAACAACCGUACCUGUUACACCUGUAGGUCAAUUUUUGAAUCUUCAUGAUCAAUUUACAUUUACGGAUCAACAUAUAAAACGAUGUAAACAACGUCGAUCUGAAUUAGAUCGAACUGUCAAGAAACUGAUUGAAAUGUUAACAAUGAAAACAACUGAAAAUAUUAAUCAAAUAACCCAAUAUUGGCUUCAUUUUAAGCAAACAUUAUUAGAUCGAUUUCAAUCGAAAACAAAUCGAUUUCUUAUAAUUGAUUACUUACUAAAAACCUGUUGUUCAAAAUCAGAUUCCCGAAAACAAAUCGAUUCAUAUGUAGAACAAAAUGAUGAAAUCAAAGCAGCUGUUGAAGCUCUAUCAAUGACAUUAAUGGUUGUCACUAAAAGAGAAUCUCUAUUAACAAUAAGCUAUCUAUUCGAUCGUGAACAACAAGCAACAAUAAGUAAAUUAAAACAUCAACUUGAAUCAUUAUUGUCAUCGUAUUCUGAUGAACUUUCAACAAUUAAUGAAUUUAUUAAUGUGUACGAAACUCGUUUUGCUACAUGGAGAGAUCCUACAGUAACUGAAUUGAAUAUAUUAACUGAAAAAUGGACAGAAAUUAUCAAAGAAGAUUAUCCAUCAUUAGUUGAAAAAAUUUCCAAUGAUUUUAUAACUACAAUACCACAAAUAGAAAAAGUACUGAUACAAAUGCUUAGUAAUAUGCAAAAACGUUUGCUAAAUAUGGAUAAUCGAAUAGCAAGUCGAAGGACUAGUCUUUGUUAA